CUGUCUUGCGCGCUCUCCCUCUCUCUGCUUCUGAGUCGAGGCGCGCACCCAACGCAACCGCAACCACGUUAACUUCUCAGAGGUCCGGGGUCUCCUGCGGAGCCAGGAGCCGAACCGGUCGGAUCAUGGAGUUGUUAUCCACCCCGCGCAGCAUUGAGAUCAAUAAUAUCACCUGCGAUUCAUUCCGGAUCUCUUGGGCCAUGGAUGUUGGAGACCUGGACAGAGUCACUCACUACUUCAUUGACUUGAACAAGAAGGAGAAUAAGAACUCCAAUAAGUUCAAACAUCGGGAUGUCCCUACCAAACUGGUAGCCAAGGCGGUUGCAUUGCCCAUGACUGUGAGGGGUCACUGGUUUCUGAGUCCCAGGACGGAGUACAGUGUGGCAGUACAGACAGCAGUGAAGCAGAGCGAUGGGGAGUACCUCGUGUCUGGAUGGAGCGAGACUGUCGAAUUCUGCACCGGGGACUAUGCAAAGGAGCAUUUGGCCCAGCUGCAGGAGAAAGCUGAACUCAUUGCAGGGAGGAUGCUUCGCUUCUCUGUCUUCUAUCGGAACCACACCAAGGAAUAUUUCCAGCAUGCCAGAAUGAACGGUGGGAACUUCAUGAAACCGUACCUGAAGGACAACAGUGGCAGCCACGGCUCACCCACCAGUGGUAUGCUGCACGGCAUCUUUUUCAGCUGUAAUACUGAGUUCAACACAGGGCAGCCUCCGCAGGACUCCCCGUAUGGCCGCUACCGCUUCCAGAUCCCUGCCCAGCGCCUCUUCAGCCCCAACACCAAUCUCUACUUUGCGGACCUCUACUGCAUGUACACCGCCUAUCACUACGUCAUCCUGGUGCUUGCACCCAAAGGCUCUCCGGGAGACCACUUCUGCCAAGAGCGCUUGCCCCAGUUGGACAUUUCCUGCAACAAGUUCCUGACCUGCUGCGUGGAGGAUGGCGAGCUCGUCUACCGUCAUGCCCAGGACGUCAUCCUGGAAAUCAUCUACACUGAGCCAGUUGACCUCAGCUUAGGAGUGCUGGGGGAGAUCAGCGGCCAUCAGCUCAUGAGCCUCUCAACUGCUGAUGCCAAGAAGGAUCCCAGUUGCAAGACGUGCAACAUCAGCGUGGGGCGCUAGAGACUGGAUUGGAGUGGGGGUGGGAAGGGAGAUGGCGAGAAACAUGAAUGUGAGAGGUCUCUGUGGAGUGAAGGCUCUUGGCAAUAGAUAUGGCCAUUUGAGAACUGGGUCCUAGUUGGGGCCAAAGGGAAUGCUGGAGGAGCAGGCCCUUCACUGCAUCCUACCAAACCUGCAUCCAUCCAUCCAUCUCCCUUUCUCUCUCUCUCAUGUAUCCUUAGCCAAUGUAAAUAAGAACCUGAACAGGGAGAGAUAGAUCCGGGCAGCUUGGCAGGGCCUACUCUUCUAGCAAGAUCAAUAGGCACUUGCCCAUGUAUUGGAGUGUGAAAGGGUCAGCCCUAGAUUUCCUGGGCUCUCUCUAUAGGAAGUAAUGCCAUUUGUUUUCUAUUCCCUCACUCUAUUCAAACUCAAAUGGACAUUUCAUUUUGCGCACACCGCAAAUCGUCUGGCCAGUGUGAUAACGCAAUCCAGCUUCCUAAACAGGGCAUCCUAACUGGAACGUUAUCUGCUUCUGCCCUCCUUCUUCCUUUGGCCCCUUCCUUUAUGCCAGGGGUGCAGAACCUCAGGCCCAGGGCCCAAAUCU
This is a messenger RNA of Elgaria multicarinata webbii, 1698 nucleotides long. RefSeq names its product phytanoyl-CoA 2-hydroxylase interacting protein (gene PHYHIP). Gene Ontology annotation, cellular component: cytoplasm. Bases 126 to 1118 code for a protein of 330 amino acids. NCBI's taxonomy places the organism in Eukaryota, Metazoa, Chordata, Lepidosauria, Squamata, Anguidae. The record is from RefSeq and is a predicted model, not a curated record. Gene Ontology annotation, molecular function: protein binding. The transcript has 5 exons.